This is a messenger RNA of Cyphellophora europaea CBS 101466, 3255 nucleotides long. RefSeq lists its product as uncharacterized. Gene Ontology annotation, biological process: protein import into nucleus. Bases 1 to 3255 code for a protein of 1084 amino acids. The record is from RefSeq and is a predicted model, not a curated record. The transcript is spliced from 3 exons. Gene Ontology annotation, cellular component: cytoplasm; nucleus. Gene Ontology annotation, molecular function: nuclear import signal receptor activity; small GTPase binding. NCBI's taxonomy places the organism in Eukaryota, Fungi, Ascomycota, Eurotiomycetes, Chaetothyriales, Cyphellophoraceae.
AUGGACCAGCAACGCUUUCUUCAGCAGCUGCAGAUCGUUCUCGAUCCCAAGAAAGGCGAUGUCAAGGCCGCCACGCAGACUUUGCAAAACGAAUUCUACAAGCAGCCUGAAGCCCUUCUCUUCCUUGUCCAGAUCGUUGUCUCCCAUGAUAGCUCAGACUUGAAGCAGCUCGCCGCUACACAAGCGAGACCACUUGUGGCGAAACAAUGGCCCAAACUUCCGACCGAGCAGAGACAACAAGCAAGAUCACAACUCUUCCAAGCUACCCUCGAUGAAGAGGCACCAUUACCCCGCCAUUCAGCGGCGAGGCUCAUCAGCACCAUUGCGAAGCUCGACCUGAAUGAUGGCGAAUGGAACGAGCUCCCUGGCAAGCUGCAUCAGGCUGCCACAAGCACCAAAGCUUCCGAUCGUGCCGUGGGCGUCUACGUCCUCUAUAGUAUCUUAGAGAUUAUGGGCCAGGGCUUCUCCGACAAGUUCAAAGAUUUGUUCAACCUAUUCUCUAGUACCAUCAAAGAUCCCGAAAGCCUCGAGGUCCGUGUCAACACUGUACUGGCUGUCUCGAAAAUGGCUAUCGUUGUGGAUGGCGAGGAAGACCAAGCUUCCGUCAAGGCUUUUCAAAGUCUUUUCCCGUCAAUGGUCGCUGUCUUGAAGGACGCAAUUUCCGACGGCAAGGAAGAUCAGAUCAUGGUGGUCUUUGAGGUAUUCAACACUUUGUUGACCGCCGAAUACCAGCUUCUCGCCAAGCACUUCCAGGAUCUCGUUGUCUUCAUGAACGAGAUUGCUUCCAACAAGCAGCUACCUGAUGACACCCGAACACAAGCCAUCAGCUUCUUAAUGCAGUCUGUCAUGUUCCGUCGCCUGCGUGUACAGGGCGCCAAGAUGGGUGAGCCUCUCACUAAGAGUAUGCUGGAGAUCGUCGCCGAAAUGGACGACAUUUCUCUGGAUGCAGACGAUGUCACCCCUGCUCGUUCUGCCCUCAGCGUCAUCGACACCAUGGCUCAGAGUCUGCCCGCCAAUCAGGUCAUUGUGCCACUCCUGCAGGCACUACCGCAAUUUUCCAAGAGCGAAGAUGUCAAUUAUCGCCGCGCCGGCAUUCUUGCGCUAGGCAAUGCCGUUGAAGGAGCUCCUGACUUCAUGAGCACGCAAAUCUCUCAGAUUCUGCCCAUACUCUACACCCUUCUAGAAGAUCCGGAUGUCACCGUGCGGCAAGCUGCCUUACAGACUACUGCUCGCUUGGCCGAUGAUCUCCCAGAGGACGUUACGAAGGAGCACGAGAAGCUUGUGCCCCUUCUCGUCAAGAAUUUGACCGCAGCCAUGUCUGCGUACAAAGGCGAAGAAGAGGGCCCUACCGUCGACAUCAUGAAGUGUGGUACGGGCGCCAUCGACUCCGUCGUUGAUGGCAUGGACGCUUCAGAUGCUGUCCAAUAUCUUGACCAGGUCGCGCCCCUCCUUCAAAAGCUGUUCAAGCACCCCGACUUCAAGAUCAAGGCAUUGGCUGCGGCUGCUCUGGGCUCUCUUGCCUCCACUGUCGAGGAGCCUUUCUUGCCCUAUUUGAGUGAUUCAAUGAACGCCAUGCAGGAGUACAUCACCAAGAAGGAAAGCGAGGAAGAGCUCGACCUCCGCGCUGCGUGCACGGACGCCAUGGGCGAAAUGGCUGUCGCCGUUGGUGCUGGCCAAUUCAAGGAUUUCGUCCGGCCACUCAUGCAAACCAGUGAUGAGGCUUUGAAGCUUGAGCAUUCCCGGCUCAAAGAGAGCACUUACAUUCUUUGGGGUUCCCUCGCAAAGGUAUACGAGGAAGACUUCGCCCCUUUCCUUGGCGGUGUUGUCAAAGGUCUCUUCGAAUGCGUCGAUCAAGACGAAGGAGAUCUCGAGGUCGAGCUUGGCCAAAAUGCUCAAGAUCUACUCGGCAAGGAGGUGACUAUCGCUGGUCACAAGGUCAAGGUCGCAGCUGCUGACGAUUCCGACGACGACGACGACGGCAUCGAGGAUCUCGAUAUUGGCGAUGAUGAUGAUGAUAGCGAUUGGGGUGACAUGGCUACUGUCACGCCUAUCGUUCUGGAAAAAGAAAUCGCCAUUGAGGUUAUCGGUGACGUUGUCGGUAACACGAAGACUGCAUACCUGCCAUACUUCGAAAAGACAAUCGAGAAGCUACUACCGCUGGUGGAGCACCACUACGAAAACAUUCGCAAAGCCGCGCUUUGCACUCUCCAUCGCGCCUACGCUGCCCUCUGGGAAAUCACCGAAGAAGCUGGCCAGAUGGAGAAGUGGCAACCCGGUCUACCAUUGAAGGUCGAGCCAACUACCGAGCUCAAGAAACUUGGCGAGGUGCUGAUGACCGCCACCCUCAACAGCUGGCCUGAGGAGGAAGAUACCCCUACGGUCUCCGAGACCUCCCGCAUGCUGUCCGAGAAUCUGAAGAUGACUGGUCCGAACCUCCUUUCUUACCCCAAUGUCCUCGACAAGGUCGUGAAGACCACCGUUGAUUUGAUCACCAAGAAGCACAUCUGUCAGCAGGGCAUGGACGAUGAAGAUCUCGACGACGAGGGCCUUGAGACCACCGAGCUCGAUUGGCUAGUUGUCGACAAUGCGAUGGACGUUAUCUCAGGGCUCGCUGCUGCUCUCGGCCCGAGCUUCUUGGAGCUCUGGAAAAUUUUCGAGAAGCAAGUCUUCCGCUAUGCCUCUGGAGGUGAGAACCUUGGUCGGGCUAGCGCUUGUGGAGUGCUCGCCGAGGUCAUCACCAGCAUGAAAGACGGAGUCACCCCUCUCACCAAUUCACUGUUGCCCUUGCUCCUGAGGCGCCUCUCUGAUGAGGAUGCCCAGACCAAGUCCAACGCCGCAUAUGCCGUGGGCCGUCUUGUCGAGAUGUCGAAUGACGAUGCUGCUAUCGUCAAGGCAUAUCCGACCAUCCUCCAGAAACUCGAGAACAUGCUUGGCAUCAGUGAGCGUCGGUGUAUUGACAACGCCUCGGGUUGCGUGGCUCGCCUGAUCAUCAAGCACAAGGACAACGUUCCAGUCUCAGAAGUGCUUCCAGCUCUCGUCAACUCUGGCGCUCUACCUUUGAAGCAAGACUAUCAAGAAAAUGAGCCGGUGUGGAAGAUGAUUGUCGGUCUCUACCGCCAACAGGAUCCUACCGUUCAGAGCCUUACACCAAAACUGGCUCCGAUCAUGAUGAGCGUGCUCGAGGGUGAUGAGCAGCUGACUGAGGAGGUGAAGAAGGAGGUCCAAGCCCUUGUAGACCACCUUCGGAGUCAAUAA